Molecule: messenger RNA, 2312 nt
Organism: Erythranthe guttata (spotted monkey flower)
Lineage: Eukaryota; Viridiplantae; Streptophyta; Magnoliopsida; Lamiales; Phrymaceae
Biological process (GO): nucleosome assembly; negative regulation of DNA recombination; chromosome condensation
Cellular component (GO): nucleolus; nucleosome; nucleus
Molecular function (GO): nucleosomal DNA binding; double-stranded DNA binding
Source: RefSeq, a predicted model, not a curated record
CAAAUCAGUCCCUUUCCUAAACUUUUUUUUUCUCAAAACACCCCCACAAAAUCUCAAACCAAAAUAUAAGUACAACUGUACUACUGCGUUCGUAUGCCCCAAAUAACCAAAUCUUUUUUUGCCUUAAAAAAAAAUGGAGUGCCGCACUCCACAACAAAACCCACACAGCGAAACCCUUCUCUCAAACCCCACAAAUCACGUCGAGCAAAAUUCUCAGAGGAAAGCCAUGGAAAAGUUUCAUCGAGUUAUUUUCAAACUCGCGGAAACUCACCCAAACGCGCCGCCCUUAGCUCCGGCGUUCAGAACCCUUCUCGUCGACCGUUUGAAUCAGUUCGGUUCUCAGUACAAAACCCCUGACCAUCCACCUUAUUAUGCGAUGAUAGAAAAGGCUCUUCGGGAGUUGAGUGAGAAACAGGGCUCCAGUGAGGACUCUAUUUCGCAGUUUCUUGAGAAAGAAUACGAGAAUUUGCCAUGGGCCCACUCUAUGUUACUGAAACAUCAUCUACAAAAACUUUGUGAAUCUGGUGAAAUUGCUGUGACUCGUCACAGUAGAUACAUGCUUGCUGGUGAAAAAAAUCACGGUCUGAAUUCGAGAGCAAAAGUGAAGAAGAAGCGGUGGAGGACUAAAUGGAGGUGGGAUUGGGAGAGAAAGAAGCAAAGGCAGCGCAAGAAGCAAUUGAUCAAGAAAAGAAACCAACAGAAGAGUGCAAAAGUGGAACGAACCAAAACAAAUCAAGAAUCUGAUGAGAAAGUACAAGAAAUGACUGAAAAUGUAGUACAACACAGUGAAGACAAGCAAGUCAAAGAGGAUGAAACAAAGAAAUUACUAUCUUCUGUUGAUGGAGAAGAUGGUAUUUGUGGCAAUCCUAGCUUUUUACCCACUGAAAUUCCAGGCGUAGCUGCAUCAGAUGAGAUGAAACACUCGGAGGAGGUGAGUUUGCAGCAGCAAGAAACGGGCCCCAUUGAGAUUAUGAAACUCGUUACUCAGGUUGAACAUCAACAAGAAACGGGCCCAUUUGAGAUUAUGAAACCGGAUACUCUGGCUGCAGAUGAGCAAGAAAUGGGCCAAUUUGAUAUUAUAAAACCCGAUACUCUGGCUGCACUUCAGCAAGAAACGGGCCCCAUUGAGAUUAUGAAACCCGAUACUCGGGCUGCACAUCAGCAAGAAACGGGCCCUCUUGAGAUUAUGAAACCCGAUACUCAGAUUCAACAGCAGCAAGAAACCGGCCCAUCUCAAAUUAUGAAACCCGAUACUCAGGUUGCACAUCAGCAAGAAACGGGCCCAUGUCAAAUUAUGAAACCCGAUACUCAGGCUGCACAACAGCAAGAAACGGGCCAAUCCGAGAUUAUGGAACCCGCACCACAUCAAGAAGAAAUUAUGAAACCUGAUACUCGAGCUGCACAUCAGCAAGAAACGGACCCCAUUGAGAAUAUGAAACCCGAACCCCAGGCCGUACCUACACAAUUGAAGCAGGAAUCUGAACAAUCGGAACACAAUAAACCCAACUUUUCAAGCCCCAAAAAGCCUCCUGGUUUUGAAUCGAUUGGAGUUGAGAAUUUACCCCAUUCAGGGUCAAGAAAUAUGGAACUGGCAUCCUCUGCUGAAGAAAUAUUAUCGGGAUCGACUCGUACAAGAAGACAAUUAAGGCGUUGGAGUAUGAGUUCUUCUGAACCAAAACCGGUGACUAUGGCUUCCCUCAAGCCAGAGAAAUGUUGUUCACUACAAACGGAGCCUCUAAUCGAGCCAAAUGCAAAAAUAGAUUCUUCGAAAUUAAAUCUUACUUCGAAUGAGCCAAAGUUACACCUAUCAAACGAAGAUGAACCUCAAAGGAAGAAACUACGGAGGAGUCUAAGAAUUCGCCUAGUCGAAUCCGAGGCGGUGUUAUUAAGUAGUAAUUCCGAGGAGGAGGAAAUGGAGGAGCAACCGAAGAAUCGGCAUCUUCGAAGACUGACAACACGUAUUACUGCUAAAAACGAGAUGAAGUCAUCAGAGACUGACACCUCAGCUACUCGGAGUAAGUCCAAGUGUCAGCGGCCGAAGCGCGGAAGGCCAGGUAGGUAGGGCCCACGCUAGCUAACUAACACCGGUAACUUAAGAUAAGCAGGUAUGUGAAUUUAGUAUGAUUUUUGAGGUAUUUUUUUUCCCCCUCCUUUGAUGUAGGUUAAAUUCAUUAGAUUAUUUUUUUAUUAAAUUUAAUUGCUAGGUUAAGAUUAUCCUGAAGAACUACUGAAUGAUGGACCUGCUUUGAAAUUUUAUGUUGCAGGUAAAUGCUGAAUUAUUUAAAUUUGCAGGGGAAAUUAAUUUUCUUUGA